UAAAAAUUUUUUUAAUAAAUAAAUAAACUUAAAAAAUUAAAAAAAAAAAUCAGUUGUUAAGUUCUUGGAAGAAAAGUAUUGGGUCACAAGAGAAAGGCACCAUCUGUGAGAGCCAUCUCAGAUAAGCCCUGUGCCCUUAGCACAGGCCUCUGUGGCCCAUGCUUUCUCCUUCCUCUGGAAAGUGAAAUGCACAAAGGUAGAAACCCAGAGGGUGUGUUGGUGCUGGGAGAUAGGCCGUGCUGGUCAGAUUCGAUGUCUCAAAAUAGACAUAUAAACGUGCCAACCUGAUUCCCUACCCCAGUGAUUUGGAACUUGGAGGGUGUCAGUCAAAAUUUCCUAGAGAGUCUUGACAAGUUCAUCAGCACCUAGAGCUGCCCCGGAUCCUGCACUUUCAGUUCACAGUGCAAAAGAAAAAAGGUGUUGUCGAACACGUUGACACAAUGAACACAAUGAACAGGCAAGUGCAGGGAGGGAUGCCCUCAGCUCAUGGAUCUGGUCCCAGAGGAGGCCGAAGUGGAGGGCCACCUCCCUGCGAGUGCACGCACCUGCAGGCUGUUUCCAUCGGAGCCAGAUGAGCUGCAGGUGGAAAUCCUCCCGAGUGCUGCAGACUUGGGCCAGGCCUUUAAAUUCAGAGCAACUGGAGAGGAGAAAGGAGACUGGAUGUAGGCUCAGGCCGUGCAAGAUGGCGCUCCAACUGCCUGAUCUGCCGACGUUAAAAAUCUUCUCUUUCCUGGACGCGUUCAGCUUGCUCCAGGCUUCCCAAGUGAACAGGGAAUGGAAUAGAGUUGCCGAGAACGAUCACCUGUGGAGAAACCUGUGUCUGAAGAAAUGGAGCUUCUGCAACUUCUCCAAGUGCCUGGGCUCACAGACGUGGAAACAAUUCUUCCUCAAACAAACAAAGCAGGAGUAUCAGAUGGCCUUGGCGCAACCAGAGGACUUUAUCUUCAAAGAAGCAACUGGGAACCUCGGAAUCAUAGGACCUAUGGCUUAUCUGUCAGGAAAUGGCCCCACGAUGGGUGGACGGGAGAAGUCCAUCAUUUGUACCGUGUCGUCCAAGCACAUGCUUUAUGCCUGGGAUGUGCAGGAGGGCACUAUGAUCUGGUCAAGCCCCGUCCAGCAGUCUAGUAUCACGCAUCUGGCGACCCUCCCUCAGAUGUAUCUCGCAUUCACUGUGGAUUUGGAGGGAACCGUCAAAGUGUGGAAUUGUCAGGAUCAGGAUGCCCUGGCCACUUUCCCCGUGUCUCAGGCCUGCUUUUCCUUGGAAGUCUGUCUCACAAAGGAUGGCCCAUUCCUGAUGGUAAGUGAGUCGGGCAAUUCUGAAGGUGACAUCUACACACUGACAGUGCCUGAGCUCAGGGGUGUUUCUAAAGUCCACGCAUUUAAAUACACUGACCUUCUGCACUGCUCUCCUGACAAGAAAUGGGUCUUUGCAUCUGGGACACAUUCAGAAACAAUCUCUCCAUAGGUCUUUUUCACAGAGUGCUUACUGAAACCACCGGAAGGCAAAAGCCCUCUGUCACUCUCUAUCCCGUUUUCGUCAUGCUGCAGAGCCUGCUGGGCCCCAAGGAGGACAAGCAGGAUAACAUUGAUGUACCGAAGAGGCUCUUCCAAAAAGACAGGAUUUACCACCUUUGACCUAAUGACCGAGAGGACUGGGGGCAGAACAGUCAUCCAAGCCCAUCAGGUCGCAACUUUCCUGUUGCCAGUUCAUAUGGAGAGUCCGAUUUGGAUGGGAGCCAGUGAUGGAAAUAUGAUCGUCUUUGAGAGUGGGCCAUACUUGUUCCUCUUCACCAUCAGUGGGUACCAGCUGCAACGAUUUGAGGAUCACCAGAGGACCAUCGGCAAUUUGUGGGCGGAUUCUCUGCAUGUCCUCACCACAUCUAUGGAUGACUCCCUGCAUGUGUACAUGUGGGAAGAGGAAGGCCGUUAUCCAUACCUCAAGAGCUGCUGUCACCUGGAACACAUAGGGAGUGACCUGACGCCCAGCUGCUACGUCUCCAAAGCAAUAUGUGAUAACAUGAGCAUAGUAUGUGUGGUGUCAAAAAAUCGUGAGUCCAGCAUUCUGGUGAUGUAUUCUUUGCAUACAUAAUAUGGAAACUAAUGGAAUAAUUAACCUUGCAUCAUCUCCCUCAAUGUAGUAAAGAGAAUUCUGUUUGCAAACUCA
Lynx canadensis (Canada lynx) is the source of this 2164-nucleotide messenger RNA. It is a transcript of the gene FBXW12, whose product is annotated as F-box and WD repeat domain containing 12. Lineage: Eukaryota; Metazoa; Chordata; Mammalia; Carnivora; Felidae. The record is from RefSeq and is a predicted model, not a curated record. Gene Ontology annotation, molecular function: protein binding.